Messenger RNA from Medicago truncatula (barrel medic), 2218 nucleotides. Its product is annotated as cytochrome P450 90B1. The record is from RefSeq and is a predicted model, not a curated record. NCBI's taxonomy places the organism in Eukaryota, Viridiplantae, Streptophyta, Magnoliopsida, Fabales, Fabaceae. The coding region runs from base 185 to 1636 and encodes 483 amino acids. Gene Ontology annotation, biological process: brassinosteroid biosynthetic process; multicellular organism development; sterol metabolic process. The transcript is spliced from 8 exons. Gene Ontology annotation, molecular function: heme binding; iron ion binding; oxidoreductase activity, acting on paired donors, with incorporation or reduction of molecular oxygen.
CUUUAAAGACAGAACAGAAGCUUAUAAAAGCACACCCUAUUGGCUUCACACAUUCAUUGAAAUCACAUGCAUCAUUGAUUUCUUAUAUGCAACUACACAUAACAAUUACCAUUUUUUUUGUUUUGCUUUGAACAACAAAGUACAAACAUAAAUUAAGACCAGACAAUUUUUAAGGUUAAGCACCAUGUCUGACUCAGAUAUAACUUUCUAUUUUCUUUCUUCAAUUCUUUCUCUUCUCAUCUUCAUUUUCUUUCUCAUCAAAACAAAACAAGCCAAACCCAACCUUAAUCUUCCACCAGGAAGAAUGGGUUGGCCUUUCAUUGGAGAAACUAUUGGUUACUUGAAGCCUUAUUCUGCUACAACUAUAGGAAAAUUUAUGGAACAACACAUAGCAAGGUAUGGUAAAAUUUACAAAUCAAACUUGUUUGGUGGACCAACAAUAGUUUCAGCAGAUGCAGGAUUGAAUAGGUUCAUAUUACAAAAUGAAGGGAAAUUAUUUGAGUGCAGUUAUCCUAGUAGCAUUGGUGGAAUACUUGGGAAAUGGUCUAUGUUGGUUUUGGUUGGUGACAUGCAUAGAGACAUGCGUAAUAUAUCACUCAAUUUUUUGUGUCAUGCUAGGCUUAGAACACAUCUAUUGAAAGAGGUUGAGAAACAUACCCGUCUUGUUUUAAGUUCUUGGAAGGAAAAAACCACAUUUGCAGCUCAAGAUGAAGCUAAAAAGUUCACAUUUAAUUUGAUGGCAGAACACAUUAUGAGUCUUCAACCUGGGAAAAUAGAGACAGAGAACUUAAAGAAAGAGUAUGUUACUUUUAUGAAAGGUGUUGUAUCAGCACCAUUGAAUUUUCCUGGAACUGCAUACUGGAGAGCAUUAAAGUCUAGAUGCACAAUACUGAAGUUCAUAGAGGGAAAAAUGGAAGAAAGGAUGAAAAGAAUGCAAGAGGGAAAUGAAAAUUCGGAGGAAAAUGAUCUUUUGAACUGGGUUUUAAAACAUUCAAAUCUUUCAACAGAGCAAAUUCUUGACUUGAUUCUCAGCUUGCUCUUUGCUGGUCAUGAAACUUCAUCUGUUUCCAUAGCUCUUGCUAUUUACUUUCUUCCUGGUUGUCCUCAAGCUAUACUACAAUUAAGGGAAGAACACAAAGAAAUCGCCAGAGCAAAAAAACAAGCAGGGGAAACAGAACUGACUUGGGAAGACUACAAAAAAAUGGAAUUUACUCACUGUGUUGUGAACGAGACACUUAGGUUGGGUAAUGUUGUGAGGUUCCUUCAUAGGAAGGCUCUUAAAGAUGUUCGGUACAAAGGUUAUGAUAUUCCAUGUGGGUGGAAAGUCCUUCCGGUCAUUGCAGCCGUGCAUUUGGAUCCUUUACUUUUUGACCAACCUCACCACUUUAAUCCAUGGAGAUGGCAGAACAAUGAUGGUGCAUCUGGCAAUAGUAAUAUUUUCUUACCGUUUGGAGGAGGACCAAGAUUAUGCGCAGGAUCAGAAUUAGCAAAGCUUGAAAUGGCUGUUUUCAUUCACCAUCUCAUUCUCAACUACAAUUGGGAAUUGACUGAUAAUAACGAUCAAGCUUUUGCAUAUCCUUUUGUUGAUUUUCCUAAAGGCCUACAAAUUAGAGUCCAAGCUCACUCUCUAAUAUGAUCAUAUCAUCAAUUAAAAGUCCAAUUAGUUAGGUCAUCCAUUCUAUAACUAAGAAAAAGACCACAUGCUAUGCUACCUACUACCUAUAUAUAGCCUUUUGAUUAUGAGGGAUUUUGGAUUUUAUUUUAUACAGAUGAGCUGUCUAAUCUUAAAUCAACGUUCCUGAUCGAUCAUCUAUAACUAAGCUAUUGAUUAUGUAAUCAACAAUUUUAAAUCCGAUUAGCAGCCAAAAUUCAGAAUUGGGUGUAACCACAUGUGUUUUUUUUUACGGCAAACGAUCCGAGUAUGGUUUGAAGAUCUUUUGAAGGCAUCACAUUUGAACCAAUCAAUUGAAGUAUAAUGGCAUGUCAAUAGGACCACUUUGAUUAUCCGUUUUCUUCUCCCUCUAGGCUCUAUUAGAUUUUCAAUGUCCACUACCCCACCCACAUUGUACAUUUUAUAUAUUUAUUUUGUAUUAUUAUCCCAGUACUGUAUUUCCAAAAGGCUAGGACGACGAGUGAAUAUUUAUUCAUCUGUAUUAUUAUCCCAGUACUGUAAUCUACUAUUACUAUAUGUAAUAAUCCAAUUAUCUAUUGUGUACAA